This is a messenger RNA of Cooperia oncophora, 687 nucleotides long. Lineage: Eukaryota; Metazoa; Nematoda; Chromadorea; Rhabditida; Trichostrongylidae. The record is from the annotation of a GenBank genome assembly.
AUGGUGCUACCUGGUCAGGAUGAUUUUCCAGUCGCAAGUCCGAAUUCGAAGGCUUACUACCGUCGUGGUGAGGCACUGAGACGUCUGGACCGGCUGCUCGAGGCUGUCGUUGCGCUGAGUGAAGGAGUUGCUUUGGAUCCUCCGAAUAACCUCAUUGUCGACUCGCUCAUCGAAGCAUCACAGAAAUUGUUCAGUGAGUUUCAAUACUUGCAAAAUAGAGCAAUCAUAGAAAAUUUCCCGCUGAAACGUCUGGAGAGUUUGGGAUUGGAACGGGAUCGAUUCACUGUGCUGACGAUGGUCGGACAAGAGUUGGCCUCAGCCGAACAUCCUCGAGAAGCGUCAAAAGUGCUUACCCGUGCACUCAACCUUCACAGCCCAUCCCUUCGUCUUCGCGAGUCGGCUAUCUCAGCACUGGCAUCGGUCCAUUACUUGCUUGGAGAGUAUCAGAAAGCAACGCUAUACUACGAAAAGCAGCUUGACAUUCGCUCACAACUGGAAGGUUCGCUGGCAGAAGUUCAUGACAACAUCGCUACGAGCGCUGAACUGGCCGGCAACUAUGUUCUGGCACUGUCACACAGAAAGCAACGAAGGAGUGACAGAAUUGCCGAUACGCGGAAAAGACUCGAUGGCGUCAUCCGAUUCAGCCCAAAUGUUUCAGUUCAUGGAAGGCGUCGACGCAGUCGAUGA